AACCAUGUCACACAGGGGAUAUAACUUUCAUUCCGUCGGACUUGAUCUGAUCAUACACGUGCACAGGCCCGGACUUCGCGACAUUAUUUGAUGUGUCAUUUGCGGACGUGGACUUAUCUGUUCAAAAGAGGUAUAUCGUGGACGGAUUUUUUCCCGAAGGCUUACGUGUAGGACGAUAAUGAGUAAUAAUUUCCGCUUUCGUUAACAAUUUCCGUUCCCUUUUCUGUCCCGACUUACUCUCUCCUGAUCUUCGUACAAGGACUGAUGUUUCAGUUGGAGGUGUACAUUCAAGGAUCCUUCUCCAUUAAAGACAGUACUAACGUAAGGAAUCUAACAUAACAUGGGGAAAAUGAACCUAAAACUGACCUUGAUUGCAAUGACAACUGUGUAUCAAAUUGCAGCAAACCAGUGGAACGCCCCACUGCUGACGAAGAAUGUAACCGGGGGGCAAUCCGUGUCAAUGACUUGCCGAGACCCCCCAAAAGGGAGAUUAAGCUGGUAUAAAAUAGAUGAAGCCGGAACCAGUCAAAUCUCAAAUGAUAGAAGAAAACAAACAGAUCAAAAGGGUACACUUCACUUUGUAUACGUGGAAGUAACGGACACUGGCAAGUAUAAAUGCGGAAGCUCCAUCGGCAGCUCCAUAAAUCUCGGUAGCCCGGUCCAGUUGAACGUCAAAGAAGGUGAAACCAACAGCAAUGUACCAGUUAAGCUCUUGCGGUCUACCGGAAACACGUCUGCCAACCUGGGAGAAGACGUGACACUAGAAUGUAUCUUCGGCGGCAGGCCAAUCCCAACUGUUUCCUGGUUCCACCAGAAUAGAAAGCUGAGCAACAGCGACAGUUUGACCAUAUCAAAUAGCUCAAUUACAAUUAAACAGGUGUCUAAGACAGACACAGGUAUAUAUAGCUGUUCCGGAAAUAACAAUGAUGGAGAAGAGUCUGCAACUAUGAAUUUGAAUGUCAUAGAUCCAAAUGAAGUACCACCUUCGACCAGAGGUCACCGGGAAACAAAGCUGACAACGCUAGCUGUAGGGAAGACAGACAUAGGAACUGCGAAACCGAAUCCAGCGAUCGAAGCGGGGUCGGCUGGUAGUGGCACGGUAUCUGCCACAGGUGUGGUCGUCGUUGUCGCUGCAACGCUUUGGCUCCUCUGAUAUGAUCCAUGCUUAAAAUGAGUCCUUUGGGCUCGUUGAGGUACCACGACAACUCCCGCGGUUGUAUAAAAGAAGAAUGAACAAUAUAAUGUGGGUUCGCCUUGUAGAUUGCA
This is a messenger RNA of Haliotis rubra (blacklip abalone), 1266 nucleotides long. RefSeq names its product contactin-2-like. Gene Ontology annotation, molecular function: protein binding. Gene Ontology annotation, cellular component: plasma membrane. Bases 341 to 1153 code for a protein of 270 amino acids. The record is from RefSeq and is a predicted model, not a curated record. Gene Ontology annotation, biological process: axon guidance; cell adhesion. The transcript has 10 exons. NCBI's taxonomy places the organism in Eukaryota, Metazoa, Mollusca, Gastropoda, Lepetellida, Haliotidae.